Momordica charantia (bitter melon) is the source of this 3613-nucleotide messenger RNA. Its product is annotated as ATP binding microtubule motor family protein. Gene Ontology annotation, biological process: mitotic spindle assembly; microtubule-based movement; spindle elongation. Gene Ontology annotation, cellular component: mitotic spindle; spindle microtubule. Gene Ontology annotation, molecular function: ATP binding; plus-end-directed microtubule motor activity; microtubule binding. NCBI's taxonomy places the organism in Eukaryota, Viridiplantae, Streptophyta, Magnoliopsida, Cucurbitales, Cucurbitaceae. The record is from RefSeq and is a predicted model, not a curated record.
ACCUUUCAUUCAAAUUUUAUGAAUCUAACGGCUACUUCGCCCUAUAUGUACUAGCACUGGACAGUAGCCGGUGACGCACGGACAACAAAAACGCCUCCUCCUUCUCCAAUUCAAUCAAUCUUAUCGAACAACAACACAAUCUCAGCGCAUCUUCAAUUAAAGAAUCUGUGAAGCAAGAAAACAAUGGUGCCGUUGACGCCUGAUCAGUCUAAGAAGGCCGGAGUCGGGGUGACGGCAUCUCCAGCUCCAUUUCUGACUCCGCGUCCGGAACGGCGGCGCACUGAUUCGAGAGGCUCUGAUUCGAGUUCUAGCCAUCAUAAUAGGGAUAAAGAAGUUAGUGUACAGGUUGUGUUGAGAUGCAGGCCAUUAAAUGAUGAUGAACAGCGAUCACCACAAGUGAUAUCAUGUAAUGAACUAAGAAGAGAAGUUAGUGUCUUGCAAAGUGUGGCCAAUAAGCAAGUAGAUAGAAUCUUCUCCUUUGACAAGGUGUUCGGUCCGAAAGCGCAGCAAAGAUCGAUUUAUGAACAAGCCAUUGCCCCUAUUGUUAGUGAAGUCCUUGAGGGAUUCAACUGCACCGUCUUUGCCUAUGGGCAAACAGGCACUGGUAAAACAUAUACAAUGGAAGGUGGGAUGAAAAACAAGGGAAAGGAUCUGCCUGCUGAGGCUGGUGUUAUUCCGCGGGCUGUUCGUCAAAUUUUCGACACGCUUGAAGAGCAAAAUGUAGACUAUAGCAUGAAAGUGACAUUCUUGGAGCUCUACAAUGAAGAAAUUACUGAUUUGUUGGCUCAGGAAGAUCAAUCACGGUCAGUAGAAGAGAAGCAAAAGAAACCUAUUUCCUUGAUGGAGGAUGGAAAGGGCGCAGUGGUUGUAAGGGGUCUUGAAGAAGAAGCAGUAUAUAGUUUAAAUGAGAUAUACACUCUUUUGGAACGGGGAUCGGCCAAACGACGUACAUCAGAAACCUUGUUAAACAAGCGUAGCAGCCGCUCUCAUUCUAUCUUUUCCAUUACUCUCCACAUUAAAGAAUCGUCCGUUGGUGAUGAGGAGCUGAUCAAAUGUGGAAAGCUUAAUCUUGUUGAUUUAGCGGGAUCGGAGAAUAUAUCUCGGUCAGGUGCACGAGAGGCUCGAGCAAGAGAAGCAGGGGAAAUUAAUAAGAGCUUACUUACCCUGGGUCGUGUUAUAAAUGCAUUGGUUGAACAUUCUACUCAUAUACCUUACAGAGAUAGUAAGCUUACGAGACUGUUGAGAGAUUCUUUGGGAGGGAAGACAAAAACUUGUGUCAUUGCCACAAUUUCUCCUUCUGCUAAUUGUUUGGAAGAGACUCUUAGUACUCUAGACUAUGCCCAUCGUGCUAAACAUAUCAAAAACAAACCUGAGGCGAACCAAAAAAUAUCCAAAGCUGUGCUCCUCAAAGAUUUGUAUCUAGAAAUAGAGAAGAUGAAAGAAGAUAUUCGAGCUGCAAGGGAAAAAAAUGGUGUCUAUAUUCCACGUGAGAGAUAUGCUCAAGAUGAAGCUGAAAAGAAGGCAAGAUCUGAGAGGAUUGAACAACUUGAAAAUGAUCUCAACCUUAGCGAGAAGCAAGUUGAAAGCUUCCGUGAGCUCUAUCUGACUGAACAAAAAAUGAAACUGGACGUGGAACAAGAGCUCAAGGAUUGUAUGGUAAAUCUCAAAAGCCGGAACAAGGCAUUGUCUGAUCUACAGGAUGAACAUGGGUUAGCCAUUUCAGCCUUGAAAGAGAAGGAGUCCAUCAUCUCCCAGCUGAAAACCUCAGAGAACUCUUUACUUCAACGUGCAAAGUCGUUGCGCAUGGACUUGCAGAAUGCCUCGGAGGAUAUAAGUUUAUUAUUUGAAAAGAUAGAUCAGAAAGACAGAAUGGAAGCAGAAAAUCAGAGCAGGGUCUUAACAUUUGGUUCUAAGCUUGAUCAGAACUUAAAAGAUCUGCACAAGAUCAUCUUAGGAUCUGUUACUCAACAUCAAGAACAGCUAAGAUACAUGGAAGAACAUGCACACACUUAUCUUGCUAGUAAAUCUGAUGCAACUCAAGUCCUGGAGACAAAAGUAGAGAAAAUGGCUCAGACAUACUCUUCAGGAGUAGCUGCCUUAAGACAGUUAAUCAAGACACUGCAACAGAAUGUUUCCACAGACCUUGAACAGAUGAAUGACACAGUUUCAACACAAGCAAUCAGCGUCGAAAACUUUUUGGUUAAUGCAGUAUUGGAAGCCAAGGAGGUUGUCAAGGAGAUCCAGAGUUCUCUUGAUGAUCAAAAACAACUUCUUGCUCUCUCUAUUCAACGCCAAGAGGAGGGAUUGCAACAUAGUUUGGUUUCGGCACGGAACAUAUCAAAUGCAAGUAUCAACUUUUUCAAUGAACUUCAUUCCCAUGCAUCCAAAGUCAUGACGCUGCUCGAAGAAGGUCAAAUCAAGAGGUCGAACCAAUUAGUGAAUUUUGAGAAGAUGUUCAAGGAGCAGGCAGAGAAAGAGGAGAAACAGGCUCUAGAGAGCAUUGCAGCAAUUAUAGCAAAUUUGACAUCUAAGAAGGCUGAUAUGGUAUCAGAUGCUUCAAAGAACAUUCAGGAGCUGAACCUACAAAGCAACAAAAUAUUGCAGCAAGAGAUGUCCUGUAUGCAGCAAGUAUCAAAUUGUGCCAAGAAGGGCAUGAGCAAAUAUGUCGAAAAUGCGGAAUCUCAUUUCACAGAAAGCAUGAUUUCAGCAAAUGAAUCAAAGACUGUAUUCGAGAACCACAUCGAGGAAUGCUCAAAGAGGUUGGAUCACUCUCAGAAACAAUGGGAAGAUGCGCAAUUGUCGGUAAUAAAAUUGAGCAAGAAUGGCGCUACAGAGAUCGAAUCUUCUGUAAAGGCUAGUAUUUGCAAAAAUCAUUUUGCACAAGAAGAAUUUGCAACUGUUUCUUCAGCACUGGAUGCUGAUUUUGAUGCUGAAAUCAGUGGUGUAUUGGCUGCAGUUAAUGAUUCUCUGAGAUUAGACCAGGAAAAUAAAAAGGAGUUGGACUCAAUUUCGACCUCGUGCUCGGAAGAGCUCAAAUCCACGCAAAAUAACCAUGGAAGAACCGUAUCGAAAAUCCGAGACCAAGCAGAGCAGUGCCUCAUAAAAGAUUAUCUGGUCGACCAGCACACGGACUCGACACCGAAGAAAAGAGUAAUAGCUGUGCCAAGUUUAGCAUCCAUUGAGGAGUUGAGAACCCCUGCACAUCAUCUGAAAGAAGGCAUUUCAACAGAAAACAAGUUGAAAUGGGGUUUGUUAGAAGGCAAAACUCAAGAUGCUAAUGGAGCAGUGCUACCAAUGAGAGCUCCCUUUACAAAUGUCAACUGAAAAGAGAAGAGCACAAUGGAAAUGUCUAAAAAAGCUGUACUCUCCAUGCUUGUGGAGCUGUGAAAAGGAAACAAAAAAAAGUGUUCAUCUAUCGAUGGCCAUCCUUUCAUUUCAUCCCGAGAUCUCAUUAAGGUCAAUUUGAUUAAUGAAGAUAGCCAAAUGAUGAUGAAAUUUACUCAUCUUCUUCUUCACUAUCUGUAUGUAUUGUUUUAGAUUUAGUUUUCUUAAAGAUGGAUCAGAUAUUCUUCAUUGAGCUGAUUAUAUAUAUAAUAUUUUUAGUUUUCUUAAA